Physcomitrium patens is the source of this 1319-nucleotide messenger RNA. The record is from RefSeq and is a predicted model, not a curated record. NCBI's taxonomy places the organism in Eukaryota, Viridiplantae, Streptophyta, Bryopsida, Funariales, Funariaceae.
ACAAGACUGAAGCAGUCCUCCGUGAUGAGUUGAUUCGCCCCGGGUCUUGAUGAGUCUACAAAGCGCUGCUUAUCUUCACAUCCUCCCCUAGGGCCACCAUUGUACAGCAUGCAGCGCCUGCUAUUCUGAUGUUAAGAAAUCAGUUAGGCCUCUGACCCAGCGCAAUGGAUUUUAUAAAAUUUUAUGUAGCUAUUCUAUGAUCAACGGCCUGCCUAAACUCUGGAGCAACAAGCAAGAGUGCAAAAGCUGAGAGGACUCUGCUAAUCGUGCAUCGAAAUAAUGGCCGGUAGUCACUUCUUCCGACCCGGAGCCAACGCAUGGGUGCUCCUUGCUUCAAUUGUCUGUUGCGCCCUUCUCGUUUCGGCCGAGCUGGCAGAUGACUCGCCAACGAAAGCAGCUAUUGCCGCAGCUCCAGCACCAUUGAUUGGAGCACCUGCACCAGCACCAGUAGCACCACCCCCGAAACCUCUCACGCUGCACGAGAAAGUUGUUGCUGCGUUGCGGGCGGCAGGCCACUAUGGCGCCAUUUCGGGACUUCUUGACAGCCUCGGUGAGGCCAGCAGUAUUAUCAAGGAAGGAGUUACCCUAUUUGCUCCUGAUGAUGGAGCCUUCAGCGGCCUCAACUUGAACUCAUCCAAACUCUUGAUGACCACAUUAGACUAUCACGUUGCAACCUCAGUAUACAACUACAACCAGCUGUCGACACUCCCUCUAAAUUCCACCAUUAAAACUUCUGUACCAGAUGUGGUUAUCCUCAUCACCAGUACAGGCACCAGCGGACUGAGACUAGACAACGUAGCCAUCUCGGACCCGGAUCUCUAUGUCGAUAGCCAAAUAGCCGUUCAUGGAAUAAGUGCUGUGAUGGACACAGCUAAAUACAACAAGGGUGUUGUGCCACCUGAAGCAGCGCCGGCGCCACUGGCUACAAAUCCUUCACCAGCUCCAGGUCUUAUCACAACGCCUACAACGCCCAGGACGGCCAGUCCCGCUGGUACAGGAAACGGUGCUGCUCAUGUUUUGACAAAUAUUGUGAGCACUAUGCUGCUUGUUUCCGCAGUCUCAUUCUUAAUUGCUCUCUUGUAGAUUUACAGAAACUAGCACCUCUUUUGGUGUGUAUUUAUUUGGGGUUCUCUUAAUUGUCGGGACGCACAAGUUGUAUUCUCUGUUAGGUGUGGUUGUCAAUACCCCUGUCACGGGCAAUAAGCCUUGGAUGGCUUCAUAAUCCAAGUCUGGAGCUGAAGUCAAGUAUUGGAUCGAUCAAUGCGACAAUCUUCUGUUCCUGCAUUUUGAAAUUACAUCAACGUCUGUUUACCCAGUGA